AGAGAGCGCAAAGUUGCACGCUGCAGGAUCCUUAAAGUGUUGAAUGAACCCUGCUCACCAGGUGAACCCACCCUUACACCUCAUGCUCACAUCCUGGGUUGUUGGACUAAAUCCCAGGUGGCACACUGGCAGAGAAGCCACAGCUUUGAGGCUGUGAUUGUGGCUGUGUGACCAGCUGACUGUCCGCUGGAAUCCAAAUAAGAUCGGAGUUGCCAGCGUCGAGAGCCACUUGAUAUUCUGUGUAGGAUAUUUAGAGAAAUUGAAGGAAGGCUCCUUCCAUUAGUUCUUAUGGAGGAGACUGGAGGAGGCUUAGGAAGACUUAAUGUGCGAGCGGCUUCUCGUCAAGUGCUCUUCUCACGGCUGGCUUACAGUCACAUUGGAGGAAUAAUUACACAGGGAUCCGGAGUUCUGAGGGGGGUGAUUUGUUAAAUGAAAAACUCUUUUUAUUUUUUCUUUAUUUUUUUUUUUCAUCCCGGGGAUUAAAGCGAUCUGAAGUUACAGACCGUGGCUUGUAAGAACGAGAAGGAUUUUCUCCUGUUAUGCCAUACACACAGAGGAGGGAGCUGGGAGCUUAUAAAUGAAUAAGCUGUCAGGUGCAGAGACAGUAGCAGCUCUUUGAGACUCACCGCUGAUGUCGGUCAGGUAACACAUGUCAAAAUGGCCUCAUGCCCGCCCUGGUGCGUCCCACCCUGCCUGCUGCCGUCCAGACCUCCCUGGGCAUGAAGCAGUUUCUGCCAUUUCCACUUGAAACGGCCUCGGCGGUCAGCCUCUUCCCAGGAUUCAACACGAUGGACCCGGUGCAGAAAGCUGUCCUCCAUCACACCCUCGGCCUCCCUCCCACCGCCAAGAGGAAGCACGUCUCCUGCAGCGUUUGCCAGCUGAGGUUCAACUCACAGAGCCAGGCCUUGGCCCACUACAAGGGGACCAAACAUGCCAAGAAGCUAAAAGCCCUGGAUGCUCCGAAGAGUAAGCUCAAAGGCUCAGUGGUCACCAAGGAAACCACCAACCAGGAGAUCGCCAAGGGUAUCAACACCUCGCAGGUCCCCAAUGGCACCGACAGGAAAGAUGGCGUCCUCCCCGGUGCUGUUCCACUACCGCUCUCCCCUGUGCUCAGACUGGCACAACCCUUGGCAACCCCUACAAUGCCGACGCCGGCGCCUGCGGCCUCGCCGAUAGUCCCGAGCAGCACGGCAGCCACAGCCCCAGAGACUACCUCAGCUGCCGGAGGGGACGAGAGGCAAUCAAAGCUCAACGCACCCUCAGAACCAGACCUGGAGCCCGAGGCCGAACCCGAGGCGGAGACGGACGCGGAAACAGAGGAGGAGAAAGCUCGGCGUCUUUUGUACUGCUCGCUCUGCAAGGUGGCGGUCAACUCGGCGUCACAGCUGGAGGCCCACAACAGCGGUACGAAGCACAAGACGAUGCUCGAGGCCAGGAGCGGCGUGGGCUCCAUCAAGUCCUUCCCCCGGCCGGGAGUCAAAAGCAAACUGGCUACGUCCACCAAAUCGUCGACGGGCCUGCAGAACAAAACGUUUUACUGUGAGACGUGUGAUGUGCAUGUCAACUCCGAGACUCAGCUAAAACAGCACAUCAGCAGCCGGCGUCAUAAAGACCGGGCAGCGGGUAAACCGGCCAAACCUAAAUACAGCCCCUACAGCAAGCCGCAGAAAGGCCAGACCAAGCAGCCGAUAAAGCUGACCUUGGGAAAGGAGCGCCAGUGUCAGCAUCUGUCCGCCCAGAUCAUACCUGCUCACUUGGCAGCAGUGGCAGCAGCCGCCGCCGCCGCCAUCGGCAACUCUUUCACGCACCGCACGAACCACGCCACUAACCACGCCCCGACCACUGCCCUCUUCCAGACACAGACCCUCCCCGCUGCCCUGCUCCGCCCGGCCCCUGGGCCUGUCAGGACCUCCCACCCACAGGUCCUAUUUGCCCCUUAUUGACCUGUUGUUUGACCUGGGCGGAGCUGCCCCACCUCCCGUCAAGGACCAAACCAUGUGCUUCACCCACACCAGGCCAAGGAGUCGUGUCAGUACCUGUACUCCUUCUAUGCAUCCAGGAUACUGAACAUCUUCACACCGAGAUCAAACCUCUCACCUGUCCUCAUAUGGAUUAUCCUGCAUUCAAAGCUAGACUGGAUGACGAGCAUUGGGCGCUUUCUGGUGAUGGAUUUAUUUCUCUAAUCCCACUGAAACCUGGACAGUACAUGCUUUCUGUGCCAUCCUGCAGCCCGUGGCUCACACCCAGACCCCAGACUUGGACCUACAUUGUACCGCAAUAAUGUAUAAGACUAACCCCGUGAACUAUGCAGUGUCAUUAUUUCAUGAUGUAAGGCACAGUUUGAGCUAAAAAUACGGUAGGGAUGUGCUUUUUGUAAAGAUACAGCGUGGCACUAAGAUCAUUGCUUUAGUGGAGGAUUACUGUCGCUCAUAAUUUAAAAGGCUGUUACUGAUCAUAAGAGCGAGCAAAGCCCUCCUCUGUUCCUGUAUGCACUUUAAGCCCCUCCUCUGUUGAUGUCUACAUUAGAUGGCUAGACUGUGUUAGAUGGUUAGAGUAUGUGUCGUAAUGUGUGUUUUUGUAUUCGUCCUUGCAUUAUCUGUGUGUGUGUGUGUGUGUGUGUGUGUGUGUGUGUGUGUGUGUGUGUGCGUGAGAGAGCUUCCCAUCCACCAUAAGCCAUCCCAGUCGAUAUCCAGCACACAUUGUCACUGAUCAUGUCUCAGGCCAGAGGGACCACAAAGGCUUGUGUAUAUUAACUGUCAGUGUGUAAAAGGUGAACAAUUUCAAAUAAAAAGAGUCCUAAUUUGUUAA
Seriola aureovittata is the source of this 2808-nucleotide messenger RNA. RefSeq names its product zinc finger protein 385D (gene znf385d). The transcript has 8 exons. The coding region runs from base 666 to 1943 and encodes 425 amino acids. NCBI's taxonomy places the organism in Eukaryota, Metazoa, Chordata, Actinopteri, Carangiformes, Carangidae. Gene Ontology annotation, cellular component: nucleus. Gene Ontology annotation, molecular function: nucleic acid binding; zinc ion binding. The record is from RefSeq and is a predicted model, not a curated record.